AACUUGUACAAUAUCCACCGAUAUUUACAUUUUGAUCAAAGGGCUCCUACCACUCCAGGAAUUUCUUCAAACUUUCUGCUCAAGCAAUUAAUGAAGAUGGGAGAGAUGUCGGGGUUCCAAUUGGGCGUUGUGGGAGCACUUUUUCUUUCGGUGGCUUCUUCCGUUUCUAUUGUCAUCUGCAAUAAAGCUUUGAUGAGCAAUCUUGGCUUCCCAUUCGCCACAACGCUCACUAGUUGGCAUCUGAUGGUGACGUAUUGCACACUUUUUGUGGCACAACGGUUGAAUCUGUUUGAGAACAAGUCGAUUGAGAUGAAGACUGUGGUGCUUUUUGGCCUUCUCAAUGGUGUCUCCAUUGGUCUUCUCAACUUGAGCUUGGGUUUCAACUCCGUUGGCUUCUACCAGAUGACCAAGCUUGCCAUUAUACCAUUUACCGUAUUACUAGAAACAAUUUUUCUGAAAAAGCAAUUCAGCCAAAAGAUAAAGUGUUCUCUCUUCCUUUUACUGGUUGGAGUUGCCAUUGCCUCUGUAACCGACCUUCAACUCAAUUUUGUUGGAACAGUCUUAUCUCUUCUAGCCAUUGUAACAACCUGCGUUGGACAAAUUCUGACAAACACAAUACAAAAGAAGCUCAAUGUGUCUUCUACGCAGUUGUUAUAUCAGUCAUCGCCAUUCCAAGCUGCUAUUCUGUUUUUGUCAGGCCCUUUUGUUGAUGAGUACCUUACCUCCAAACAUGUCUUUGCGCACAAAUAUGAUCCAAUAGUUGUGGGCUUCAUCAUCCUAUCGUGCAUAAUUGCGGUGUCUGUGAACUUUAGUACGUUUUUGGUGAUUGGAAAGACAUCUCCAGUGACAUACCAAGUGUUGGGACAUCUCAAGACUUGCCUUGUUCUUGGCUUUGGCUACACAUUACUCCAUGACCCUUUCACUGAGAGGAAUAUAAUUGGAAUAUUUAUUGCUGUUUGUGGGAUGGGACUGUACUCCUAUUUCUGCACACAGGAGACCAAAAGGAAACAAUCCGGAGACCUCUUAGGCUCUCAGAUUAAGGAUAAGGAUGGUGCUCCACUUUUGGGAGUGAAGAGCAUGGUUCACCAGGAUAAAGAUAGUCAUGAGGUUAAGAAGUCACCCAAGGACUCUCUUGUUUGAAUGAUUUAUAUAUGUGCAAUGUCUAGCUAGGCUUUGAAUUAAAAGAGGUUUCUAUAAACUUUCUUUUAUUAUACUCCUGUGUUUUUCAUUCUUAAAGACA
Molecule: messenger RNA, 1240 nt
Organism: Morus notabilis
Lineage: Eukaryota; Viridiplantae; Streptophyta; Magnoliopsida; Rosales; Moraceae
Product: UDP-xylose transporter 1
Exons: 9
Coding region: 91-1140 (349 amino acids)
Cellular component (GO): Golgi apparatus
Molecular function (GO): UDP-xylose transmembrane transporter activity; antiporter activity
Source: RefSeq, a predicted model, not a curated record